Monodelphis domestica (gray short-tailed opossum) is the source of this 10210-nucleotide messenger RNA. The record is from RefSeq and is a predicted model, not a curated record. NCBI's taxonomy places the organism in Eukaryota, Metazoa, Chordata, Mammalia, Didelphimorphia, Didelphidae.
CCAGAGAGGCAGGCUUUGAGAUGGGAAGGCAGCUCCCUUGCAUUCUGUUCCCAUUCGGAGGAGACCAGGGGAGCAUCCAGGAGGGCCAGAACUUCCUCUUCCCUCUUUGCCCCUCCUGGCUCGCCUCUUCAGGGGUAACUGAAAUCUCCCGGAACUCCAGCAGCUCCCGUCCAGAUUUCUGCAUUUAGAAAUCGGAAGACUGAGAGGCAGUAAAGCCGAGAUGCCCUGGAAUUGGAAAGGAUGCUAGGGCGGCCGCCCAGGGAUUGGAGAAGUGGACAACUGAUCCGACCGAUAAACACUUGGGCUUGGGGGGGGGGGGGGGCGCGGCGCGGGCAGAGAGAGGAGGCUCGGGCUCCACCGAAUCAAUCUCCUGUCACUUCGGAGACUGGCAAACAGCGAGCUUCCAGGGCCACCGCUAACUGCAGUGCAGCCAGAGAAAGAGGCAACAAAAAUAGCACUCCAGGAUUCUGUGCGUGGGUGAGGUAGAAACCACACACUGGAGCGAAAGCUUCCAGGAUCCGCGGAGAACCCUUGCGGAGCUCUUCGCUGGCGGCGUGCUCGCUGGCUCUGAAAGCCAAACCCGCACUGCAAAAAUGAAAUGUCUGGCCAGUGGGCCCUUUCCGAUGUGGGGCCCGCGGGGCCUUGGCGGGGCCUCGGCAAGCUCUGGGGUCCCCGCACCGGGGUCUGCGGGCAUGACUGCCUGCGUGCGCCCGCAGACGAUGGGGUGGCUGGUCGGGAGCAGCUGUUGGCUCAACAGAGAAUGCACAGCUUGAUCAACUCAGUGGAGGUGAAGUCAGAGGUUCCCGUGGCUCUGGAUCCUGUCUCGCCCCUGGACUUGAGGACGGAUCUCAGAAUGAUGAUGCCCAUGGUGGAUCCCGUGCUGCGGGAGAAGCAGCUUCAGCAGGAGCUUCUCCUCAUCCAGCAGCAGCAGCACCUACAGAAGCAACUGCUUAUUGCCGAGUUCCAGAAGCAGCACGAGAACCUGACCCGACAGCACCAGGCCCAGCUACAGGAGCACAUCAAGGAACUUCUAGCCAUAAAGCAGCAGCAGGAACUUCUGGAGAAGGAACAGAAGUUGGAGCAGCAGAGGCAGGAACAGGAAGUGGAGAGACACCGCCGAGAGCAGCAGCUGCCCCCUCUGCGAGGCAAAGAGAGAGGCCGAGAAAGAGGAGUGGCGAGCACUGAGGUGAAACAGAAGCUUCAGGAGUUCCUGCUGAGCAAGUCGGCCACCAAGGAGUCUCCCAGCAACGGGAAGAGCCAUUCGGCGAGCCGCCACCCCAAGCUCUGGUACACGGCGGCCCAUCAUACCUCCCUAGAUCAAAGCUCACCGCCCUUGAGUGGAACCUCACCGUCCUACAAGUACCCAUUACCUGGAGCACAAGAUGCCAAGGAUGACUUCCCGCUUCGAAAAACCGCCUCAGAGCCUAACUUGAAGGUGCGAUCCCGCUUAAAACAGAAAGUGACAGAGAGGAGAAGCAGCCCCCUACUCAGGCGGAAGGAUGGAAAUGUUGUCACUUCAUUCAAGAAACGAGUGUUUGAGGUGACAGAGUCCUCAGUCAGCAGCAGUUCUCCUGGGUCAGGCCCCAGUUCGCCCAGCAAUGGACCUGCCACCAACAUGGCAGAAAGCAGCGAGACAUUGCUUGUGCCACCUGCUCCGCACCCAGAGCAAAUGGUUUCACAGCAGCGUCUCCUGAUUCAUGAAGAGUCUAUGAAUCUUUUAAGUCUCUAUCCAUCCCCGUCUUUGCCCAACAUAACUCUGGGUCUCCCCGCCGUGCCAUCACAGCUCAGUGCUUCAUCUUCCAUCAAAGACAAACAGAAGUGCGAGGCCCCGGCACUGAGGCCACCAGGAGUUACUUUGCCUGGGCAGUACACAGGAAGCAUCCCAGCAACUUCAAGUCAUCCCCAUGCUGCCCUAGAAGGAAAACCCAAUAGUAGCCAUCAGGCACUCCUACAACACUUGUUACUGAAGGAGCAGAUGAGGCAACAAAAGCUGCUUGUGACUGGUGGGGUUCCGCUCCAUCCCCAGUCCCCUCUGGCAACAAAGGAGAGAGUAUCACCUGGCCUUCGAGGUGCCCACAAGUUGCCUCGCCACAGGCCCCUGAACCGUACCCAGUCUGCCCCUUUGCCCCAGAGCACAUUGGCCCAGCUGGUCAUUCAGCAGCAGCACCAGCAGUUCCUGGAGAAACAGAAACAGUACCAGCAGCAGGUCCAUAUGAACAAAAUGCUUUCCAAGUCCAUUGAGCAGCUGAAACAGCCAGGAAGCCAAUUGGAAGAAUCGGAAGAGGAGCUUCAUGGAGAUCAGCCCAUGCAAGAAGACCGGGCUCCCUCCAGCACCAACAGUGUUCGGAGCGACAGCAGCUUGGGCCCAGAUGAUGGCCAACGGGGUCCCCCUUUGGGACCUGUGAAAAUAAAAGAGGAACCCCUGGACAGUGAUGAUGAUACUCAGCCCCAGGAAAUGGAAUCUGGGGAGCAGGCUGCUUUGGUGCAACAGCCAUUCUUGGAGCCCCAGCCUGGACACACACUCCCCACGUACCAAGCUCAGCUGGCCCCCAUCGGCACAGAAGGCUUUGACAAACACGUCCUCGUCUCCAGGGCCCGCUCUUCCCCUGCUGCCCCGACGCUACCUCACCCAGCCACGGAUCGGACCCUCCAGCGUGUCUCAGAGACGGGCCUAGUGUAUGACGCUCUGAUGCUGAAGCAUCAAUGCAUCUGCGGCCGUUCUGCCCUUCAUCCUGAGCAUGCUGGGAGGAUCCAGAGCAUCUGGUCACGUCUGCAAGAAACUGGGCUCCUGAGCAAAUGCGAGCGGAUCCAAGGUCGAAAAGCAUCUCUAGAAGAAUUGCGCCUGGUCCAUUCAGACCAUCAUUCUCUGCUCUAUGGCACUGAUCCCUUAAGCAGACAGAAGCUGGACCCAAGGAUGCUCCGAGGGGACACGUCUCAGAAGGUCUUCUCCUUGCUGCCUUGUGGUGGACUUGGGGUGGACAGUGACACCAUUUGGAACGAGCUUCACUCGUCUGCUGCUGCACGCAUGGCUGUUGGCUGUGUCAUCGAGCUGGCUUCCAAAGUGGUCUCAGGAGAGCUGAAGAACGGGUUUGCUGUUGUCAGGCCCCCAGGCCAUCAUGCUGAAGAGUCAACAGCCAUGGGGUUCUGCUUUUUUAAUUCGGUGGCCAUUACCGCCAAAUACUUGCAGGAGCAGUUCAAUGUGGCCAAGAUAUUGGUUGUAGACCUGGAUGUUCACCAUGGGAACGGUACCCAGCAGGCUUUUUACGCUGACCCCAGCAUCCUGUACAUUUCCCUCCAUCGCUAUGAUGAAGGCAACUUCUUCCCCGGCAGUGGAGCCCCAAAUGAGGUUGGAAGUGGCCCUGGAGAGGGAUAUAAUGUGAAUAUUGCCUGGACAGGUGGGCUGGACCCCCCCAUGGGAGAUGCGGAGUAUCUUGCAGCAUUCAGAACCGUAGUGAUGCCAAUUGCCAGAGAAUUUGAUCCAGAUAUAGUCCUUGUCUCAGCUGGAUUUGAUGCUGUGGAAGGCCACACCCCUCCAUUGGGGGGGUACAAAGUAACAGCAAAAUGUUUUGGUAAUUUGACAAGUCAACUGAUGCAAGUGGCUAAUGGACACGUGGUGAUGGCUCUGGAGGGAGGACAUGAUCUCACUGCCAUCUGUGAUGCAUCCGAAGCCUGUGUGAACGCUCUUCUUGAAAAUGAGCUGGAUCCUGUCCCAGAAGAUAUUCUGCACCAAACUCCAAAUAGAAAUGCCAUUGCUUCUCUCCAGAAGACCACGGAAAUUCAAAGCAAGUACUGGAAGUCAGUGGAGAGGUAUUCAGGUGGUGCUUUAACUGGUACUGAGGAACAAGAACAAGAAGAAACAGAGACUGUCUCUGCCCUGGCCUCCUUGUCUGUGGAUGUAGACCAGUGCUUUCCAAAGGAAGAUAACAGACCUGCUGGCGAGCCCAUGGAUGAAGAUCCAGCCCUGUGAAGUGCCAAGUCCCCCCCCUGGUAUUUCCUGUGUGUGACAUCAUUGUGUAUCUCCCCACCCCCCGCCCCCGACCCAGCACCCUCAGACGUGUCUUGUCUGCUGCCUGGGUGGCACAGAUCGAAUGGAACAUAAACACUGGGCACAGAGCACACACAGCAGCUUCACUUGUCCUUUGGAUGGACUUGAAAGAUUUCUUCAGUGUAACCACUCUGAUUCUAAAGUUACAGGCAACGGUCCUGGGGAGGGAAGGAUGGGCUCCCACAUGUGGGCUCUGACUGGGCCAUGCGGACGAGAAAUGGGCCCUGGGUGAGCCCACGGACUCAGCACUCUCCACGUUACAGGGCUGGCGAUGGCCAAGCCCAUCCAGGGGGAAGCCCAAAGAACGUUCCUUCAGACAUGUUGAAUUUGUUCCGAUGGUCUAUUUUUUUUUCACAUGGUUUGGAAUUGUGUACAGGAUCUGUUUUCAGCUGUGAGCAAACAAGAUAACAUAUUGUACCUUUGUUUUUACACCCUCGCCAAUUCUGGCAAGUGAGAGGUCAAAAUUUAGGAGGAAGGGGCUGAGGGCAUUUUUAGCUGAACGUUCAGUGCUACCUCCGACAAAGUCCAAAUCCCCAAGGCAACGCGUCUGGGGUAGGGCACAAUUUGGAGUUCUCUUCUUUGAUUAUGCAUGAAAACGAAAAUGUUUUUGGAGCAAGCGAUCUCUGUUUUACCCACAUCCCGCUCGGGUUCUCCCAGAGGGGAGGGCUCUGCUUUCCUGGGUGGGUGGAAGCUUCUUCCCUUUUUAAAGAAUUCCUCUUUCCAUGAAUGGGAGUCCUUUUGAGCCUCUGGUCCACAGAGACUCACAUUUCCUUGGAAAAGGGAACGACUUUUGCUUUGCUCCGAAAGUUUUGCUGAGGCCACAUAUUUCCAGUUGCUUGCGUUUUUGCCCCCAUGAGCACCUCUGUGGCUCAGGUAUCUCUUGGCACCCAUCAGUUUGGUUACAUAUCUAGUUUAAGGUCCCAAACAUUUCACCGUCACGCGUGAGAACCCACAGGUUUUGUAUUGUCGAUGAAACUUGGGAGGAUUUAACUGAGUGUUUUUGUGAUCCUUGAAAUGUGUCGUGGUUAUUGAAGAAACAGAAUUAGCUACUUGAAUUCAUGUUGGUUACUGUUAACUGAGAGCUGUGCCUUUAACCAGUCCUGGACCCUUGACCUUUCCACAUGUUGCCUUAUGGUCAGAAGGUUUAAAGAAAACAAAAUUGGAAAUUUAUUUUCGGAAUUCAAAAUCAACUCAUGUUGUGAAAUGGAGGCUAUUUUUUUUCAAUAUUCUAUUUCCUUGUGCAGCUCAUUCACCCCAAAGACCAGAGGUGAAAUAUUACCAUCCAGGAUCCUUCUUGCAGUAUUUAAUCCUGAGCAUUACUUGGGAAACCUAUUGGUGUUCAUUUUUUUAUAUAUUUUCCUAACUCAAAGGAUAUAUUAAAGCCAUAAGUGAAGAUUGUCAUGCUUUUAUUCAGAAAUCUAAAAGGAACCUUAAUUUAAACAAGGUUUGAGGGAAGGCCAUGCUCUGAAAGAUAUGCAGCAAUGUGGUUUGAGUUAAAGAGGGCUCAAACCUGUAAAUCAAAGAUGAAAGGUUUCACUCAAGGAGAAUUAUAGAACUCUCUUUUGUUAUAUAGUCAGACUCUAUUUUUCAUGUAUUGGUGGCUUUUUUUUUAGGAUUACUAUUUUAAUUUUCAGGACUUUUAUUACAUAUACAAAUACUGCCGGAUACUUGGUUUAACAUCUUAGAAAUCUGAGCCACCCUUUGAAAUGGGCAAUCUGAAAGGGAAUGUAGCUCUCCCUUAGGUAAAAGGGACUUACAUUUGGGGCAAGGGAAGGUUACUAGUGAUUCAUCCUGUUAAUUACGCUUUUGUAAAUUUCCUCCCAAGUUUUCACAGGAAACUCAUGACACUCUUCUUGCUCAUCUGUUGUGCAUCGGUUUCUAGUCAUCGCUUCGAGAAAUGUAUUUUUUAGAUAAUCGAGCAGCUAGGUCUGUGGCUUCAAGGCAUAUUUUCUUCCUAUCGCACUGUCCAGCAACGCUCCAUCAUAUUUCGUUAGAAAUAGCAUUGUGUUGAUUUAAAAUUCAUUUGAAAAUACAAAAUUUGGUGAGCUCCUCCUCCCCCCCCCCCACCAUGCCUUGUAUUUUUACGGCGAAUGGAGCAGGAACAAAUGUUGGCAACCUCCCAGAAAUGAACUGCCUUUUGUGAAUUGCGGCUGCCUUGCUGUAUAUAGGCAAAUCCAAAUCUCUGACAUCCAGUUCCUGGUGCAUUCAUAAAUGGACCAUCCAACCAUCCAUUUGCCCUUUGAGAAGACAUGCAUCGGCUCAGGGUUGAAGGUCUGUUCAGUUGAGGAACGAGCAGAGAAACUCUGCAGAGUAUUAACCGUGGCCGAAUGUGUUUCUGAGCCCAGAGCACCACUGUGUUUUAAUUACACCAUUAAAGGAAUAGUUACCCUGAGGGAAGGAAUGGGGGCUUUUGGAGAAUAUCAGCACUGCUGAAACACACCAGACAUGGUGGAAAGGCCAGUUUCACUUGCUCGUGUGUUCUUCACACAAUUGUACCAUCACUGGUUUUGCUAUUAUUAUUAGUUUCCCUAAGGCGUCUGCUCAGAGUCCUCUGUCCACAUAUGAACUUGACUUCCAUUGUUUUAUCAAUAAUCUGACUCAUCCUUAUGAAUGUUUCUCAGUAUAUGCAGGCAAAUGCCCCCCCCAAACACACACAUGCACACAUACACACGUUGUAACACGCUUACACCGAAAAUAAAAAUCGGGGUUUAAAAAUCAACAGAAGGAGUUGGAGGAAUCAAAACUUGACUUUUUCUUACAGAAACAUUCUAAAGUGCCUGAAUGGCACCAGGAAUAAAAUAUCUUCCACUGACAAAUACUUAAACAAAACCAUUUUUCCAAAGAUGCUGGUCAUUUUCAAUAUGAAUAUCACAUCGAAGGGCAUAGUUCAGAUGAAUGUACGUCCCUCAUGGGAAUAUUGUAACUGCUUUUGUGAUCCCAAUGGAGCUUGAAUAUACAUGUGAGCAUGUAUUGAAAUGGUACGAUUCCUUCAAAGAUGGGGAAAACAGUUUCAGAUGAAUAUUUCUCAUGGAUUUACAGCCAUCAAAAGGAGAGAAGGAGGCCAAAUACUAAGUCAUAGAUCCAGAGAAUACAAAUUCAGAUUUGAAAGAGUCCUUAGAGCUUAUAUAGCAUAAGCCUCCUCCUGUCUUUUAGAGUGAGAAACUGAGGCCCGAGGUCAAGGAGUGUGUUCAAGGUCACACAGGUAGGAAAUUGCAGAGCCAGAAUUCCCCUGUAGGGCUGCUAACACCAAAUGGAGCUGAUCUUUUACAGAUUUUUGCCAAGAGUAAUAGGUCACAUUGCCAAUACUCAGGAGCUGAAAUCAAGAUCUCAUUUUUUUCUCUACUCCGCACAUGCUCCCAUUCACAUCUCUAUCAUAUCUAAGAUAGGAUGAGUUUUGGUUUUUAUCUUCAGAUCAUCAAGAGCCUUCAAACUAGACAAUACUUCUUGAAUGAAUGGGUGGACUUGAAUUGAGGUUGUCUUCUGCCACAGAGAGCUCAGGGCCAGAUGGAAGACAUGUUCUUGCUACAUCCACCUCUAUGAGAGCACAGAACUGCUUUUUAUCCAAAGGUGAAUCAUAAAGACUUGUAAACAGAAUUAGGCUUUUGUACAGAAUCCAUAUGUUCACAGAGAAAAGCUCAUGGGACAGAAGUUCUCUUAAUCAGCCCUCUGGUCGUGUUUCAUUGGCACUUGGGACAUUUUGAAAAAUCCUUGAAUAUUUUUUGCCAAUUUCCCUUGGAAAGUUUACAUGCAGGUUGUCAUUAUUUGGGCAUGAUUCGUUUUCUAAAACCCCAGAUGAGAUAACCUGAAAAAUGACUGGAAGAAAGGAGAUUCUCUCUGAACUCAGAAGUCAUCCCUCUUUAGAGGGCCUCAUUGUCCCAGAGAGCAGCAUCUCUCCUUGCAUUCCUAUGCUGCCUAAAGAAUGAAAUCACUCAGCCCUGCAGAGAAUGUGGGUGAAAAAAAAAAGGGAAAGCAAGGGGAGGAACACACCUGUUGAACGGUUUUCAUAAAGAAGGCAUUUUCAUCUCCCAAAGAAAUGGAAACCAGAUGAGCUGUCCUGCCUAUUUGAGAAAUGAAGGUCUUUCAUUGUUGUCAUCAUUAUCAUUAGUGUCAUCAUCAUCCUAUGGCUAUGGAAAUCCCCUAGGGAUCAAUGAUCCCUGAUGAGGGGAUCGUUCUUAUUUCCAUCAGGAUUUCUGAAGAAUGUCAUUGUCCCCAUCACUGUCUUCACCUUUGCCUGGAACACAAUACAACAAAUUGAUGGAGUGCCACACUCUGUGCUACAUGUUGAGAAUAUAAAGACUAAGGAGAAAUAGUCCCUGCCCUCAAGGCACUUAUCUUCCGUUAAACGUAAUUGCCCAUCGUCCUGAAAUGAAUGAAAAAAUAGUGAAAUGUACUUCCCACCAUUCAAGAGCUUACAAUUUCAGUGACCAGAUGUAAAGCUGAAGCAGGGCAUUAUUACCCCUUGACUAAAGACGUGAUGGGGUCAGAGUCAAGGACCAGGGACCAGGGACAGGGAUGAGUCCUGGGAUUUCACUGAGAUAGAGAAAGUCUCCCAUGGUGACUCCCUUGACUCCCUCUACCAAUGUAGGAAGUUAUAUCCUUUGAAAUUUAUUGUCUUAAAGCUUUGGCUAGAGUUCUGAGCAGUUAAGUGGGUCUUAUCUAGGGACCCGUUGUUAAAUAUUCAAAUGUAUAAGAUGUUUUUCUGUACAAAGUGCAAAAGAAGUACUUGAACUUAGCCUUCUAGGAGGUGAAUAUUUAUAAUGGGUAAACUACAAUAAUAGGUGCCUCUACACCCAUGGACAGCAAAGACAAACUAUUAAUGAACACACAAAUAAGAAGGGAGAUGACAUGACAUAGAGAACAAAAGUCUACACAUUUCUAUUCAAUGACAUCUUUUUACAAAUAAAGCAGAAUAGAAGUUAACAGUAAGAAGGGUAUUUUUACAGUGGAAUUUCAGAGAUAUAUCUAUAGGUAUAUAUUGAUCUAUAUCAAUAAACCCGUGUGUGUGUGUGUGUGUGUAUAAUGUACACACAUCUAAACACAUACUCCUACACAUCCAUCUACAUGGAUAUGUAUGGAGAGACAUGAGAGAGUUACACCGCAUGGCAUAGUGAUUGUAUGUCAUUUAACUUUUUACUCCUAUGAACAAUUCUUUAAGACUCUUCAUUCCAGAGAAAGUGCCAACUUUCAUUAGUAAAGGGAUCUUCCUCAUCUGAGAAUACCCUAUAUAAGAUAAAGCAUAGGAUCUCUUCUCUAUCUAAAUCUAAGUGGAAAAUGAUUCCUAAUACAAUCAUAAUACUACAGUGCCUGAAACACAGUAGGCACUUAAUAAGUGUUUAUUGACCAACUGCCAUGAUUUAAAGCUCUAGACCAGUAUGUCAAUGGCUUGGGGGUUCCUGGUAUAGUGUCUCAAUUAAAGUGUUAUCUCCCCCCCCCUCUCUCUCUCUGUCUCUCUCUCUCUCUCCCUGUCUCUCUCUCUCUCUCUCUCUCUCUCUGUCCCCCCCCCCCCUCUCUCUCUCUCUCUCUCUCUCUCUCUCUCUCUCUCUCUCUCCCUCCCUCUCUCUCUCUCCGUUUCUUUCUCUCUCUCUCUCUCUCUCUCUCUCUCUCUCUCUCUCUCUCUCUCUCUCUCUCUCUCUCUCUCUCUCUCUCUCUCUCUCUCUCUCUCUCUCUCUCCCUCCCUUCCUCCCUCUUUCUCUCUCUCUCUCUCUCUCUCUCUCUGAUCAUUCUAUUUAUAUAAUGAGGCCAUUUUGUUAUCUCUGGCCUUGGUUGACCUGGACUAGCCUCAGUAAUGAUCUGUCCUUCACAGCUGCUGAGAAAAACAUGCAUUUCCAACACUUUGCCGAAAACUCUGCAGCCAUGAGCUCAGUUAAGAUGUGCAGAAUGAGUCUGGAAUCAAGGCUUGAUACAUACACCAUUGAGCUAAUACUGCUGAACACAUUCGGGGUUAUUAUUCUUUUUUUUGUGAUACAUUUUUGUAUCUGGAAGCAACCAAUGGAAAAUUCACUGAUGUGCUCCAAAACAUUGCCGAGAAUUGGUAUUUAGUCUAUAGAGUACUGUCAAGUAUAUCUUCUGCAUAGGUUAUUUUUAAAAAUUCUUUUUGUCCUGUAUUUUGUAUCAUCAUUUGACUCCACUAUUGUCCUGGUGUGAAUAAAAGCAAUUUGAAACAAA